This is a messenger RNA of Spodoptera litura, 510 nucleotides long. RefSeq lists its product as uncharacterized. The record is from RefSeq and is a predicted model, not a curated record. Lineage: Eukaryota; Metazoa; Arthropoda; Insecta; Lepidoptera; Noctuidae.
AUGCUAGUGUUUGGUUAUUGGGCGUCCGAUGCCUACCGCCAAGAACGAGCUAAACUGAAAUAUGCAAACCCAAAGUACAUAAAGGAUCCAGUAGUAUUCACUGGUAGAAGAAACCGAAAUUCUCCGUACCAGACCAACAUGAGCUGCACAAUAUUGGUGCCUUUUGGAAAUAAUGUUAGCUUUGCGACAACAUUCACAAUGGUAUCUGGUGGAGAUUUCCGCCUGGUGACAAAAGCAUGUGACUGCAGUAAAUCCAAGUGGAUACACGACUUCAUGCAAUCGUACACAAACUUGACACUUAAAAAGUGCCCCUAUCCUCCUGGAAGAUACGCGUAUUACAACAUAGAAUUACCUCCAAAGAAUAUUCCCCUACCAAUAGUUAAAGGUGACUACUGGAUCAAGUUUGAGUUCUUCGUGACCGAUACGAAGGAGCCUAUUGUAGAAGUCGACUCAUUACUGCACUAUGAUCCGACGGCCAAUGCUAAGAGAUCGAAGGGAAAGAAGGGUUAA